AUGAUCUCGCAGUUUUACAUUCUGUCCCUGCGCGGCGACACCAUCAUCACGCGAGACUUCCGCGGUGAUGUCGUGAAGGGCACUGCGGAGAUUUUCUUCAGAAAGGUAAAAUUCUGGCACGGCGACGCUCCUCCAAUCUUCAACUUGGAUGGUGUCACCUAUGUCUUCAUCAAGAAGAAUGGAUUGUACUUCGUGGCAACUACAUGUCAUAACAUCUCCCCGGCUGCCGUGGUGGAGCUCCUCACGAAGAUGGCGAAGGUCUUUAAGGACUUUUGUGGGAUGCUCAACGAAGAGAGCAUAAGGAAAAACUUUGUGCUCGUGUAUGAGCUUCUCGAUGAGAUGGUGGAUUUCGGCUAUCCGCAGACGACGAACACGGAGCACCUGAAGUCCUGCAUCCAUAAUGAGGCAGUCGUCAUAGAGGCGCCAAAGCUUGGCCUCAAUCUGCCCCAGUGGAAUCCACGCACGGUGCCCAGCAAUGCCGUCCACAGGCCAGUCGGUCCGACGCAUGAUGCCAAGAACAAGAAGAAUGAGAUCUUCGUAGACAUCUUGGAGAGAAUCUCGGUUCUGAUGAGCUCGAACGGUUUUGUCAUCAAUAGUGCGAUUGACGGCAGCAUCCAAAUGAAGUCGUAUUUGAUGGGCAAUCCAGAACUCAAGCUGGCCCUAAACGAGGACAUCGUGGUCAAGAAUAUGGAUUUGGGUGGCAGCCACGGAGGAUAUGGUUCCGUGAUCCUGGAUGACUGCAACUUCCAUGAGUGUGUGGACUUGCAGGACUUCUCCGAUCUUCGAACACUUUCCUUCUACCCGCCGGACGGCGAGUUUGCAGUCAUGAACUACCGCAUCACUGGCGAUUUCCGCGUGCCCUUCAGGAUAUUUCCUUUCGCAGAACAACAGACACCACACAAGCUCGAGAUCACCAUCAAGGUCCGAGCCGACAUCCCCGAGUCGAACUACGGCGGCAACGUGCAGAUCUCUUGCAUGCUGCCUAAGACAUCCGCAUCGGUCUCAACCGAGCUUGCCGUGACGACGGGGCAGUCGGCAGAGUACCUUGCCAGCGAGCAUCGAUUGUUGUGGAACAUCAAGAAGUUCCAGGGCGGGACAGAGGCUGCCAUCAAGUGUCGCGUGACACUUUCCGCACCUGUCUCCAAUGUCCAGAACAUUAAGAAGGAGGUGGGCCCCGUGUCGCUAACAUAUGAGAUCCCGAUGUACAACGUCUCGAACCUGCAGGCGCGACUUGCCACGACUUGCCGUUGCAGAGAGAAUUCGAGGGGUGCACAGCAGCGCCCCCGCCAGCUGCCAGCUGCCAGCUGCCUGCCAACAGGUGUGCAACUGCUCGCAGCCUGCUCAAGGCAAGUGAGAUCCGAAACCACGGAAGCGCCGCCUCGCCAUGGGCCGCCUCUUCUGUCUUCUCGCUCUUGGCUUCGCCUGUGA
Messenger RNA from Symbiodinium sp. CCMP2592, 1428 nucleotides. Lineage: Eukaryota; Dinophyceae; Suessiales; Symbiodiniaceae. The record is from the annotation of a GenBank genome assembly.